UUAAUAAUUCAUUUAUGUGGAUAGUGGCAUAGAAUUUAGCAUUGCGUUACGGUAAAUAUUAUUCCUUCUAAGUGGAAGUAGUUGUGUUUUUUUAUAUUAUACCCAAUUCCAUUUGUUAUGGAGUAUUUACAAAUGUCAUGUGUAACACAAUUAUGGGGUUAUGUGGAAAUAUUGGAAACUAUUUAAGAGGUGGAGCGCAGGGAACCGUUGAGGAUUUCAGAUUGAACCAGUAUGGCUAUGAAAUACAUAAUAAAGUUAUUGGAAGUGGUUCUUUCAGUCAAAUAAAAAGAGCGACUAAAAAUGGAGAACCUGUUGCUGUGAAGAUAAUAGAUCGAGAUAAACAUCCUGAAAUAUUUGAAGAAAAGUACGUAUUCCGAGAAAUUAGCAUACUGAGAAAGAUACGACACAAAAACAUCGUCGAGAUACUUGAAAUAGUGGAAUAUUCUCCAAAAGUUUUUAUCUUUAUGGAACUGAUCGAUGGACCAAAUCUACGGGAAUAUAUAUGUGACAAUGGGCUAAUGGAGGAAGAUAUGGUAAGAAAAUUUUUCCAGCAACUUGUCGACGUUUUUGAAUAUUUGCACAAGAAAGGUAUUUCUCACAGAGAUUUAAAACCAGAAAAUGUUAUGAUUCAUCAAGAAGUUGAGGUUAAAGUAAUUGAUUUUGGAUUCUCUGUACAACAGGGUGCGUCUGAAGACAUGAGUUUGACGAACUGGGGUCGAUCACCUUACACAGCACCCGAAGUCUCACAAAGCACCUAUGAUCCUUUGGCUUUUGACAUUUGGAGUUUAGGUGGUGUUCUUUUCUUCAUGGCGGCUGGUGAGGCACCUUUUUUAUCCUCAUCAUCUGAAACACUGAUUCAGGAACAAAGAUCAAAGGCAAUAUCUUAUCCUUCGACUUGCAAGCUUAGCACAACCCUUAAGGAAUUGAUAAAUGGCAUGUUGGAACCGAAUGUCAUAGAAAGAUUAACAAUAGACGAAAUAAGUAGAAGUGAUUGGGUGCGAAAAAAUGAAUCAGUGAGUUCUAUAUCAUCGGAAGAAACUGAUAUAGUGCAAGAUAUAGCUGAAAUGAAAUUUGAGCUCCAAGAAUCGUAAUUGUAGCUAACUGAAAUGUUAGCUCUGUUUCUAUAUUUUUAUUGUAUUAAAUUAUUAUUUCUGUCAAAACACCGAAUAAGAAGUAUACAUUAAAUCAAUCAUUUGAAUAUCCACCAUGUUUGGACAGGUUUUGUAUUAAAUAAAUAAUUGCUUUAUAA
Parasteatoda tepidariorum (common house spider) is the source of this 1249-nucleotide messenger RNA. RefSeq lists its product as uncharacterized. Gene Ontology annotation, cellular component: cytoplasm. Gene Ontology annotation, molecular function: ATP binding; protein serine/threonine kinase activity. Lineage: Eukaryota; Metazoa; Arthropoda; Arachnida; Araneae; Theridiidae. Gene Ontology annotation, biological process: regulation of autophagy; peptidyl-serine phosphorylation; intracellular signal transduction. The record is from RefSeq and is a predicted model, not a curated record.